This is a messenger RNA of Penicillium pulvis, 1554 nucleotides long. Its product is annotated as MFS transporter. The record is from RefSeq and is a predicted model, not a curated record. The transcript has 2 exons. Gene Ontology annotation, biological process: transmembrane transport. Lineage: Eukaryota; Fungi; Ascomycota; Eurotiomycetes; Eurotiales; Aspergillaceae. Bases 1 to 1554 code for a protein of 517 amino acids. Gene Ontology annotation, molecular function: transmembrane transporter activity.
AUGAACCGCAUCGAAAAGGUGCUGUCGCGAGUGACAGCAAAGCCCUACACCGCAUCCGCACUUGAACCUAAUCAGACUCCGAAUCUAGACCAGAAUGGACUACUUGCAUUCUCACCAGGCGAUAUAGAAAACCCAAAGAAUUGGUCACUAGGAAGACGGUGGUAUAUUACUAUUGUGUCUGUGUCGAUGGUCACAAACGCCACUUUUGCCUCUUCUGCUCCUUCUGGGUGUACCACAAGCAUUGCCAAUGAGUUCAACAUUUCAGACACGGCUGCACAGCUGACCAUCACUCUGUUUCUCCUUGGUUACUGCGCCGGGCCUUUGAUUUUUGCGCCUCUUUCUGAGUUCUACGGCCGACGAUGGAUCUUCUACUCAUCCUUUCUCGCUUACAUUGUCUUCAACUUUUUAUGCGCCUUUGCACCGAAUUUUGGUUCUCUCCUGGUCGGUCGAUUUCUAGCCGGCACUUGUGUCAGUAGUGCUCUGUCCAACUCACCAGGCGUCCUGGCAGACAUCUGGAGUCCAGUUGAGCGUGGCAAUGCAAUGGCAAUCUUCUCUUGCGCCACAAAUAUUGGCCCAGCCCUAGGCCCUAUUGUGGCGGGCUUUCUUGAGUUGAAGAAAGAUUGGAGGUGGAGCUUCUAUGUUCUCCUAUGGAUGGGAGGACUCACCGCAGUCUUUAUGUUUACGAUUCCAGAAACAUUACCAAACGCGAUCUUAAGCCAAAAGGCGAGAAGAAUCCGCAGUGAAAAGAUACCCGGAUUUGAAAAUGUGCAGGCGCCUGCGGAAGUGUCCAACCAAUCCCUAUCGACCAUCUUCAAGAUUGCCCUCAUUCGACCAUGGAUCAUCUUGUUUGACCCAAUCUCUUUCUUCAUUGCCAUAUACAUGAGCUUCGUCUACACGCUGCUAUAUAUGCUAUUCACAAUCUAUCCAAUCGUCUUUCAAGAAAAGCGGGGCUGGAACGCCGGUGUUGGUGAACUACCUUUGCUAGGAAGUGUCAUCGGGCCCUGUCUCGGCGGUGUGAUAGUUUUUCUAAAUUCAAACCGGAAUCGCCGGCGAGUCGAAGCAGGCCAUGAACUUCUGCCUGAAGACCGACUACCGCUAGCAAUGAUAGGCGGCAUUGGAUUUGCGGUGACAAUGUUUUGGUUCGCGUGGACGGGAGAAUAUAACUCGGUGCAUUGGAUUGCACCCGUACUGGCAGGUGUAUUCCUCACGGGUUCGAUCAUGCUCAUAUUUGUCACUUGCCUCAAUUAUCUCACAGACACCUACAAGGUGUUCGCAGCAAGUGCAGUAGCGGCAAACACCGUGGUCCGCUCUGCUGCGGCUGCAGCCGCGCCCCUCUUCACUCAGCAGAUGUUCAACGCGCUUGGUGUCGGUGGAGGCGGGUCUCUAAUUGGGGGGGUCGCAGCCGUUUUAGCUGUGAUACCAUUUAUGUUCUACAAGUACGGUGCGAAAAUUCGCAGCAAAUCGAGCUUCGCGCCCACGCCACAACCUGCAUCCUUAACGGACAUCGAGAAGGUACCGGCUAGAGAAAACGACGUAAAGGGAACAAUUUCUUGA